Protopolystoma xenopodis is the source of this 549-nucleotide messenger RNA. The record is from the annotation of a GenBank genome assembly. NCBI's taxonomy places the organism in Eukaryota, Metazoa, Platyhelminthes, Monogenea, Polystomatidea, Polystomatidae.
CUUACUUGCCCUCCCCUAACAACUAAUCCCCCGCAGCCCUUUGAGAGGGUGCUUCUUAGACGAGAAGCGAACCAAAUAGUGUCCGUCGCUUCCACUCAGUGGCAGCAGCAGAGGUCGGUAGAGCGAAGAAAAGGGAAGCAGCAUUUGCGACGCCAUGGAAUAGCACAGGAGGAGGAUAAGAGUAGAGAAGACAUUAGUGGACCAGAUCAAUUCAGUGAUCUACUGAUGACACAACAACAACAAAUAAGUGAUGUAAAUGCUGACUUCAAUUCUUGGUUAGAAAGCUAUUCGAUUGCAUACGAGUCUAGUGCCUACGCGUCGAGCGGGGAGCAUGCUUCAAGCCUGAGGGAGGGUGUAGAUCCGGCGAGGAGUCCACUUUCUCUACUGGAAGCCUCAGGCACUGUGCCUGCCGAUACCCCCAAAGGAGAUGACGAGACCGGCAGAUCCGCCCAGCCAGACACAGCCUCUGGAGGCACUAAAGCAGGAGAGUUUGGCCGACGAUAUUCGUCGACUCGCCGGGAGGAGGCAGUUCACCCGCUCGGCUUCUGA